AUGGCUGAAAAACCCCAAAUCCAGCUCUUCAUCAAGGCAAGCGAGGAUGGGGAGAGCGUGGGGCACUGCCCCUUCUGCCAGCGGCUCUUCAUGGUGCUGCUGCUAAAAGGUGUGCCCUUCACCCUCACCACUGUGGAUGUGAAGAGGGCGCUGGAUGUGCUGAAGGACUUCGCACCAGGUGCUCAGCUGCCCGUCCUCCUCUACAACGGCGAGCCCAAGACCGACACCAUCACCAUUGAGGAGUUCCUGGAAGACCAGCUGGGCCCCCCCAUGUGCCCCAGUCUGGUCCCGCACUACCCAGAGUCAAGCCUGGCUGGGAACGACAUUUUCCACAAGUUCUCUGCCUUCAUCAAGAACCCAAUAUCUGCCCAGGACGAGGUGCUGCAGCGGAGCCUGCUGCGGGCCUUGCUGAAGCUGGAUGAAUACCUGAGCACCCCUCUGGAGCAUGAGCUGGCCCAGGACCCCCACCUCCGGGCCUCCCAGCGCCGCUUCCUUGAUGGAGACCACCUCACACUGGCCGACUGCAACCUGCUGCCCAAGCUCAACAUUGUUCAGGUCGUGUGCCAGCACUACCGCCGCUUUGGGAUCCCCAAGGACAUGAGGGGCGUGUGGCGGUACCUCAACAGUGCCAGUGAAACCAAGGAGUUCAAAUACACCUGCCCCAAUAGCCAGGAGAUUAUACAAGCCUAUCGUUCCGUGGUCCGGGCACCGCAGUGAGCCGGGCAUGUGCCCUGGUGGGUGCAGGGCCAAGGCUGGGGUCAGGCAGGAG
Messenger RNA from Sturnus vulgaris (Common starling), 769 nucleotides. RefSeq names its product CLIC family member 3 (gene CLIC3). The record is from RefSeq and is a predicted model, not a curated record. Lineage: Eukaryota; Metazoa; Chordata; Aves; Passeriformes; Sturnidae.